Messenger RNA from Lolium perenne, 354 nucleotides. The record is from RefSeq and is a predicted model, not a curated record. Lineage: Eukaryota; Viridiplantae; Streptophyta; Magnoliopsida; Poales; Poaceae.
AUGGCCGGGAGGAAGCAGACGACGAUGACGAGCACGGCGGCCAUGGCGCUGCUGGUGGCGGCGCUGCUUGCCAUAGUGGCCAUGGCGCCUGCCGCGGCCACUAGCCCUAGCCCUAGGUACAAGAUGUGCAACGUGGACCUGGUCGGCAUGAAGGGCGCAUGCGAGAAAUACUGCGCGAGAGGCAGCAGGGAGGCUAGGCCGAGCUACGGCUGCUGCAACGCGGUGAGGGGAGCCGACUUCCCGUGCCUCUGCCGCCUGAAGCGCGCGAUCGGGUCCAUGGGCAACAUCGACGCCGGCCGCGCCAUGCAGAUCCCCUCCAUGUGCGCCAUCCCCGGCGCCCCCAGGUCGUGCUAA